Molecule: messenger RNA, 934 nt
Organism: Melopsittacus undulatus (budgerigar)
Lineage: Eukaryota; Metazoa; Chordata; Aves; Psittaciformes; Psittaculidae
Gene: ARPC4
Product: actin related protein 2/3 complex subunit 4
Exons: 6
Coding region: 229-735 (168 amino acids)
Biological process (GO): actin filament polymerization; Arp2/3 complex-mediated actin nucleation
Cellular component (GO): Arp2/3 protein complex; actin cytoskeleton
Molecular function (GO): actin filament binding
Source: RefSeq, a predicted model, not a curated record
CUGCGGGACGUCUCUGCCGCUCCCGUUCUCCAGCGCGGCCUCAUCCCCGCCGCACCCCCGCUCUGUGCCUCGGUGAGGCUUCACUAACCCCUCCCGAGCCCUCAGCUCGGGACAGGGCCGGGGAGCAGACACCCGUCACCCCCUCCCGCCAGCAGUGGGAGCUGCCGCGCAUCGGGGAAGAGGUGACCGGCUACUUCCGCCUGGCGGGACCGGACCGCAGCAGCCACCAUGACCGCCACGCUGCGCCCGUACCUGAACGCGGUGCGUGCCACGCUGCAGGCCGCGCUGUGCCUCGAGAACUUCUCCUCGCAGGUGGUGGAGCGGCACAACAAGCCCGAGGUGGAGGUCAGGAGCAGCAAGGAGCUGCUGUUGCAGCCGGUGAUCAUCAGCAGGAACGAGAAGGAGAAGGUGCUCAUCGAGGGCUCCAUUAACUCCGUGCGCGUCAGCAUCGCGGUGAAGCAGGCCGAUGAGAUCGAGAAGAUCUUGUGCCACAAAUUCAUGCGCUUCAUGAUGAUGAGGGCCGAGAACUUCUUCAUCCUGCGCAGGAAGCCUGUGGAGGGCUACGACAUCAGCUUCUUGAUCACAAACUUCCACACGGAGCAGAUGUACAAGCACAAGCUGGUGGAUUUUGUCAUCCACUUCAUGGAGGAAAUCGACAAGGAGAUCAGCGAGAUGAAGCUGUCUGUCAACGCCAGGGCCCGCAUCGUGGCGGAGGAAUUCCUCAAGAACUUCUAGGCCGUGGUGCAGGACCCCGUGGCUCCCCAACGCUUGUGCCUGCUCCCGCUCCCCAUAGAGGAUGGCCGGGCCGGGCCGGGCCCUGCCUGCCCCUCACCGUGCCGGGGGGGCCGUGCCGGGAGCAGCGCCCGCUUGCGGCAGAGCGGCCGCGGCCGUGCCCGUGUCUCGUCGUGUUUUAUAAACGGUCUCGUUUGCUGUA